Pelobates cultripes (western spadefoot toad) is the source of this 683-nucleotide messenger RNA. Lineage: Eukaryota; Metazoa; Chordata; Amphibia; Anura; Pelobatidae. The record is from the annotation of a GenBank genome assembly.
AUGGCAAUGAGUCGUGUUUCUCAAGAAACACAACCUUGGCAAUACAAGUGCGCUAUGACUUUUUCUGGCGAGACAAACAGCAGUUCCAAAGGGCCUGCAGUGGAGUGUUAUGCAACCCGCUUGAGACCCACUGGCACCGUGCCAGGGAGUGCGGCCUGGUACGCAUCGAUUGGGUGAGAUGGCCACUCCCCCGACCCAGAGAUAUCCUGAAGCAACCUGCAACAUGAGCAAGCCCCAUUAUCCCCCCUUCCUGGACUAGUGGGGGUGAUCCUUGUUCACCCAGAGGAGGCUACCCCAAGCAUGCUGAAGCAUUGGAUGUCCCCACAUGGGCAGAGAACGCACACAGAGUUAACCCAAGAUGGCAGACAUAGCAAGUGUCGAGGGAUUCGCCAAUGCUGCACACGAUAUCCUAACAAAAUUAAACAAACACUUUGAGAUGUUCUGGAGGAAGCUGGAGCACAAGUUACAUCAGCCUGCCCCUCUAUACCUUACAAACCUCUUCUGGCAGAAACCACAUAUCUACCAUCAGCAAGCAGCCCAGCAUUAUGACAGCUGAUCAGCACUACCCCGGCGAGGCUCCAGAGGUGUCGGAGAGCACAGCAGCAGCCAACAGAAACUUUUGGAGGAAAAUCGCAGAAUGCCAAGAAUGCCCUGGCGGCACCCACUGCACUACCAGCGAAUGA